Messenger RNA from Myzus persicae (green peach aphid), 2925 nucleotides. RefSeq lists its product as uncharacterized. The transcript is spliced from 11 exons. The record is from RefSeq and is a predicted model, not a curated record. NCBI's taxonomy places the organism in Eukaryota, Metazoa, Arthropoda, Insecta, Hemiptera, Aphididae. Bases 1545 to 2894 code for a protein of 449 amino acids.
AUUUAAAAUAUACAUAAUAAUUAAUAAAUACUAUUAUAUCACUUUAAAAAAUAUAUAUUGAUUCGGGGGGUAUAAUGUCUCAGUCCAAGGGGGAAACAUCCAAAUACCAUUAAUUACACCUCAUAAGUUUUUACUUAUUAUAGUAAUAAUACAUAUAUAUAUUAUUAUUGUGUAAGUUAAUACCUUCUAAUAGUUGAUUUUGUUCUUCAACAACUGACUUCCCAACAUUCUUAUAAACGGAAUGUAGCUCACUGUCUUUAUCAACUGGGUCUGAAGUAUUAAAUUGCAUUAAUUGUUCUUCUUCUAAUUCAUCAGUGACUGUAUCAAAACUAGGUAAAAUCUCAUCAAUUUCUUGGAGAACCCGCCUUCUUUUGGUUGACUUACUCAAUUUAUUAUUCAUAUUAAGUGAAUAAAAAACUAUACAAAAAUUAUAAUAAUACUUACUAUAAAUUUACAACCGCGCGUCAUUCGAGAUAUUGACGGGUUGUACAGAUUAGGUGUACGUACUACGUGUACUCGUGAAUAUUAUCAUAUUCAAUAUUACGGCAUUGCGCUAUGGCAGUUGCCAGUUAUCGAUGUACCUAACCUAACAAUUGUAUUAUUGUUUGAAUAUAAUAGUAUAAUUCUGUUAUAAUAUAAUUCUGUAUAAUACCAUAAUAAUAUAAGCAUUGAAGAAUAAGGAAGCGACAAUAAUUGAUCAGUUUAUCGGGUUUAUAUUUACCAUAGACCUUAUACUAAGUAUAACUAACUACCUUAGUAUAAGGUCUAUGAUAUUUACCAACAAUUUUAUGAUGUUAUAGACCCUUCUUUACGAGUAUUCAGAUAUAAUUAUAUAAAGUCUAUGGUAAUAAUAAUCAUAGACAAGUAUAUAAAAUAUAAUAAUAAUAAUAAUAUUAUUAUUAUAACAGUUAGCAGCUGAUAUUCAGAAUAAUAAAUAUAAAUACGAUAUCGGAACGUCCCGCCACCGGGUGACCAGUAAAAAUAAUUCUAAUUUCUAAUGUUAUACGCUGAGCCGGCAGUCGCUCAGGGAAUUCCAAAUUCGUUAUCGACAAUUAAUCGUUUGAACUAUAAUGAAAAAUCGCAACGGCGAAAUCGACGUUGACGCGUUGUACUAUAUUGUUAUCUUAGCUAAUAUAACCUUAAUUUAUUGUUCCUCGACCAUCGUAUUCGAGUGUUGUAUACUAUUUCUCCGUUUUUAGUUUUUACUUUUUAGUGUUCACCUAGUGAAAAGUGAGUGCUGACUCGCAGUUUUUGGCUUUUUGAAAAUAUAUUAUAUCUAGGUACCUACGCCGCCAGUAUCUUUAAUCUUGUUUAGUUGUUUACAAGAUUUUUUUUUUGUAUAAUUUAUAAAUAAAAUAGUUGCACCCACUGCCAAACAGCAUUUUCACUGGUUUUGUAAGUACCUAUACAAUAUACACCUACAAUAAAAUAAUAAUUUUAUAUUUCACAAUAUUAUAAUAUGGUUCCAGAUUUUAUUCAAAAUAUUUUAACAAAAAUAAUUUUGUAUUAUUAAUUAUAUACUUUCAAACCUUUAACCUACCAUUAUGUGGUUAGUAGUUAAUUUUUCAUUGGACGACACAGUGGAAGUGGUUCCUCAAAAAUGGUUGAAUAUUAGAAGAGGGGUUUGUGCAUGGCCAAAAUGUACUAAAAAAAUGGAUGUCGAAAAGGCAAUAAAAAAUAAAAUAAAUGCAAAUAAAAAUGAAUUUUAUUUUUUUGAAGCUCGUGCUUUGUCCAGUGUAAUUGACAGUUAUAAAAAAGCUAUCAGAAAAUGCAACAUUGCAAAAUCUAAAUCUGAUCUGUCGUCGAGUGCUGAAGAACCUGCAUUUAAAAAGAAAAUGCGAAAACAACGAAAAGCAUCAAUUUCUGAGUCAAAUUCUGAUGGGGAAAUUUCCGAUACAUCACUUAUAGCUGAUAGUUUACCAUCAUGUUCAACAGAUGAUGAACUUGACAUUAGAAAAACAAUUCAAGAAUCUUCUAAAAAUAGUAGUAAAUGUGAAGAUAUGGCUGAGAAAAAAACGAUAAAUGGAUGGUCCCCUUUAAAAACUUCUGUUGACUCUUCAUUUGUAACACCUGCAUCUAUACAUGGUUUAGUAAAUAAUGAAAUGACUGACUCAUCUGAACUAAUCGACAACAUUGGUUUUACGUCUGAUAAAACUUUGACUACCAGCACAGCAGCUAAAGACAACUCCCAUUCAUCAUCUGUUAACCGAAGAUUAAUAUAUUCAGAAUUGGAUACUUCUCAAACUACAAAUAAGAGCCCAAUUAUAUCAUCUGCAAAAACUUCAUUAUUUGAUGACAGUUCAGUUCAGUUCAGUUCAGUUUCAAUAGUAAAUAGCCCAUCUAUGAAGAUAAAAACUGUUAAAAAAGAUGAUCAGUAUACAAAAUUACUUAACUAUAUUAUAACAAUGAAGUACGAAAUACGUUCAGUUCAUGAGAAAUUAGACAUACUGAUACAAAGCAGUGAAGAUUAUUCGAUGACGAAGACAAGAGAACCAGGCGUUUAUGAUACAUUAUGUGUUAUAGAUAGUAGAUUACCUAUCGAAAAUGAAGAAAAACUAGAAACAUUUGAAAAUAUUUUAUUGAAUGAUAAAUGUUUUCGUAAUCAGUUGGUUCUACGUUUAUCAUCGGUUGGUGGGAAGUCCAUUAAAUGUAUGGUAAAACGAAUUAUGACUUUGCUAUUUACACCCGAAAUAUUAUGUAAAUUUUCUUAUAAUGGCCGCGGAAAUAAAAAACGAGCUUUUGAAAAGUUGCUAGUUAAAAAUGUUAUAUUUGAUUCCAUAAAAAACAUAAAAAAAUUUGCCUUGUCUGACAAUUCAUCCAAUGAAAUAGAGCAAGUAAUUAAAUAUGUUCUAAUUCAGACUCCAUUCAAAAUAAAAAAUAAAACAAGUGGUUGAUUUUUUUUUUUAAAUGUUGGUUUUAUUGUUA